This is a messenger RNA of Thamnophis elegans (Western terrestrial garter snake), 2308 nucleotides long. Its product is annotated as major histocompatibility complex class I-related gene protein-like. Gene Ontology annotation, biological process: immune response. Gene Ontology annotation, cellular component: external side of plasma membrane. NCBI's taxonomy places the organism in Eukaryota, Metazoa, Chordata, Lepidosauria, Squamata, Natricidae. Bases 544 to 1872 code for a protein of 442 amino acids. The transcript has 7 exons. The record is from RefSeq and is a predicted model, not a curated record.
AGCCCAGCGGUCGGAUCCUUCUUGCUGGGGGCGGCAGAAGCACCAAAGGAAAAGACCUCUUUGGCGGGUCUCCCGAGGCCGUUGGUGGAAGGGAGCGAGGUCCGAGCCUGACGCUGCCCAAACAUCCUUCCCCUUCAGAUCACAGACAGCCACCUUCUGCUAAAAGGUCCCCCAAAGCCCUUUUGGGCGAAAGGGGAUCGAUCGGAGAGCUUCCCAAGAUGAAUUAGCUGGGAGAGCAUCGCAGUGGCUUAGUUCAGACAACCGGGGAAACCAGGACGCUUGAGCGCUAACGUUGCCCGUUUCUGGACAGUGUCUUCCUCGGACCCCUCCCACCCUUCAGGGACCCCGGAAGAGUCCAAGGGAGCAGCGCCGUUUUCUCUCUUCUUCGCGGACCCAAACAGGGCGGAGAAUUUUAGCAGAGUUGGAUUACUUUCUGGAUCCAAACGGGAGCCGAACUGGGGCAGCAGCGCCUAAGCGACUUGCCCUUAGCGGACGGCAGGCGUCUUCGGUUGGUGGCGCACGGGAGCGCCUGGUUGGAGGGCGAUGCAGCUCUACCGGGCGCCCCUCUUGCUCUUGGGGGCGGCGCUGGGGUCCUUGCUGCCAGGCGGCCUUUGCGAUUCCUCCAGGCACUCCCUAUGCUAUUCCUACCUGAAGAUAUCAGAGCCCAACCAAGGGCUGCCCGAGUUCCUCUCCGUGAUCCACCUGGAUGAUCAUCCCAUUGCUCUAUAUGACAUCCUCAAUGGGAUGACAGUUCCUCUGGUGCCCUGGAUGGAGGCGGAGGAGGUGAAGACACCUGAGAGGAUUUUCAGAGCUGACCUGGAGUGGUUAUCAAACCGCAACCCCCAGACUGGAGGGCUUCACACCUGGCAGAUGAAUUUGGGCUGUGAGCUCAUUGAAGACGGGAGCAAAAGAGGGUUUUUGCACUAUGGCUAUAAUGGGAGGGACUUCAUCAGCUUUGACAAGGAGACCCUCAGAUGGGUGACAGCUCAGCCCCAGGCCCAGAAGGUCAAGGAGAAGUGGGAGGAAAAUCCAAGGUGGUCCUGGGGGAAAAGAGACUUCCUGGAGAAGACCUGCAUUGUGUGGCUGAAGACAUACCUGCCCCACCAGAAGAAGGCUCUGAAGAAGACAGAGCCCCCAGUGGGGAAAGUGACUAGCAAGGUGGUGGAUGACAGCCUGGAGGUCCUCAUCUGCCAGGCCUUUGGCUUCUACCCCAAGGAGAUCAGGAGCACCUGGAUGAGAGACGGAGAGAUCUGCCAGUAUGAGACCCUCCAUAGGAACGUGGUCCCCAAUUCAGAUGGGACCUAUUAUGUCCAGCUCAGCAUUGAGAUUGACCCCAAGGAGAGGGACCGUUUUCGGUGUCGCCUGGAGCACGAGGGAUUGCAGGAGCCUCUGGUGUUGUCUUUCAAGGAGGAAAGAGCUACAGAGUGGUGGAUUCCUGUGGGAGCUGUAGUAGGUGUAAUUUUUGGAGCUGUGAUUUUCUUCCUGAUGGGCAGUUUCUGGAGAUGUAGAAUGAUUCCCUAUCAGAAAGCAAAAUCUUCAGUUGAUGAUUUGCCAUCAGGAAUACUUUCUUCUUCUCUUAAUUGUGGCACAGAUAAUAAGAUUCAAUCUGAACUGAUGCUCCAAUCUGAAGUAACUUCGGAGGACAUGGAAUCCUGUGGAGAGCGGAGACCCCAGAGGGUUGUUGAAGACUCUGGGUCAACUUUGCGCAGGCGAGAAGGGAAGAAGAAGCCGCUCACAAAGUCAAUAACUUUGGACAAAGCAGAAGCAAUAGAGUUAAAAGAGGGUUCCAAAGCAGAGAAAGUGACUGUGAGAUCUGUUAGAAGGAGUCACACAGUUCCUAUGCAAUACCCCCGAGGAGAAGAGGGCUACUAACUUCAAGCAACCGCAGGAGUCCUGGCUGCCACCAUCAGGGAGGCCCUGCCAUCAGCGCAUUUCCCCUUCACUUGCAUCUUGGGAAGAGCAUCAGCAGAAGCAGCAGGUGUUUGCAGAUCAGUUGCUUGAUUUUCCUGUUUUCUUAUUUUUUCACAUGUUAUUAUUGUUAUUUUUGACAUUAGUUGCAAGUCUUACUUCAUUCUGAGCCUUAGCUUUCCUGAUUUCAUAUUUGCAUUUCUGUUGGCAUUCUGCCUUAGCUAUAAGCCCCGCUCUCUAUUUUUUAUACUUAUUCUUUUUGUCUUUAACAGAGAGUUCUUUAUUCAACCAUUCUGGUUUGUAUUUCAAGAGCCAUGGGGGCACCAUGGUUAGAAUGCAGGCUAAUUCUGCCGACUGCCAGCAGUUUGAUCCUGAACGGCUGACGAUUGACUCAGCCUUC